GAAGGAGACCUGGCCCUUGCUUGGCUAAUUGUGAGCAAGUGAAGCAUGUCAGUAAAAGUUCACUGUGGUCCCAGUCUGGACGAGGGCCUGCACACUGGACCUUUUUUUGGGUUCUCGCUGAUGCGCAGCUUGCGUCACAAUAGAAGUGAUUAGCUCUCAUCUUUUGUUUCUCAUCAGAACAACUGGUGUUGUGACUCUUACCUUGGGCCACUCCUUCAACCAUUUCUAUCUGUGUGGCGAAAAGUGAAAAGCAGUUUUAAUGAAUCAGUAUUCGCUAGCCGACGCCAUGACAGACAACUUGAGGAUUUUAUAAUUCUCUCCGGAGGAAGAGCGUCGCAUCUUGUAAGGAGCCACAGAGGAAACUUCACAGUGCCGAAGUUACCGGAGUCAAACAUGGGGUUUGGUGUGCUGGGAGUGUUUCUGGGGCUGCUGCUGGAGGUCUCCACCCACGGACCCCACGCUGUGCCUCGAACAUCCUGGAGACACCAAGAUUUGGAUCUGAUGGAGUUUUCUGAACCCGGGAUCUUCAACUACUCCACGUUGCUGCUGAGUGAGAAAAAGGAUGCGCUGUAUGUUGGAGCCAGGGAGGCCAUCUUUGAGCUCAGCAAGAAGAAUGUGACAGUCAGAAACAACAAGGCUCAGUGGAAGGUUGCAGAAAACCCUAUGAUGAUGUGCACGCUUAAAGGGAAAUCAAAAGAGCGGGAUUGCCUAAACUACAUCAGAGUGCUUCAGGUGGUAGACGAUGAGCGGCUGUAUGUCUGCGGCACUCACGCCUUUCAACCUCAGUGUGACUACUUGAAACUGGCGGACUUUUCAUUGGACGGCCGACCUGAAGACGGCAGGGGAAAGUGCUCUUUUGACCCCUCACAGAGCUUCACUACUGUGAUGGUUGAUGGAGAGCUGUACUCAGGGACAGCUUACAACUUCUUAGGCAGUGAACCGAUUAUUUCCAGAUACUCUCCAUCCCAGACCCUGCUUAGGACCGAGUACUCCACGUCAUGGCUUAAUGAGCCCAGUUUUGUUUUCGCUGACGUCAUCAGAGAAGACAGGAACAGAGUGGACGGCGAGGACGAUAAAAUCUACUACUUCUUCACUGAGGUGUCGGUCGAGUACGAAUUCUUUGGCAAGCUGCUCAUCCCCAGGGUGGCGCGCGUCUGUAAGGGUGACCUCGGGGGUCAGCGCACUCUGCAGAAGAAAUGGACGUCCUUCCUAAAAGCUAAGCUGGUGUGCUCCAUGCCCGAGCUCAACUUCGUCUUCAAUGUGGUACAUGAUGUCUUCAUCCUGAAAGGGGCGGACUGGAGGGACACAGUCAUUUACGGGGUCUUCACCUCCCAGUGGGGUAAUGUUGGUUUGUCAGCAGUGUGUGCUUACAACAUGACGGCUGUAGAAGAGGUCUUCUCAAAGGGAAAGUACAUGCAGAAAGCCACAGUGGAGCAGUCCCACACCAAGUGGGUCCGCUAUAACGGCAUCACUCCUUCUCCACGUCCUGGAGCUUGUAUGAACAACCAGAUGCGACAGCAGAACAUCAGCACCUCGCUCCACCUGCCAGACAAAACCCUCCAGUUUGUGAGGGACCACCCACUGCUGGAGGAUCCCGUCCUGCCCAUCGGCAACGGGCCUCGCCUCAUCACCAAAGACGUCAACUACACUCAGAUCGUGGUGGAGAGGGUGCGUGCGCUGGAUAAGAACAUUUAUGAUGUCAUCUUCACUGGAACAGAUAAGGGAGUCCUACAUAAGUCCGUGGUGUUUGAAGGAGAAGUGCACAUGGUGGAGGAGACUCAGCUCCUGAAGAACUCAGAGUCCAUAAAGAACCUGCUGCUCUCCUCUGAGACACGCUCUCUGUACGCUGGAUCAGACUCCGGUGUGGUGCAGUCCCCCACAGCUUCCUGCAGCAGGUAUCUCUCCUGUGACGACUGUAUCCUGGCUCGAGACCCCUACUGUGCCUGGGACCCUCACAGCACCGCCUGCGUCAACAUCUUUGAGGUUCCAAGCCAACGGCAUCAGAGGUUGGUCCAGAGCCUGAACGGUGAUGCAGACAAGUGUCCUGCAGUGCUGGGCCGCUCUCUUAAGGGAUCCAAGAGUGUAACAGUGAAACCAGGGAGCUCUGCUGAGCUGCCCUGCCUGGUUCACUCCAACCUGGCUCAGGUGAUGUGGAAAUCCAACGGUUCAAUUCUCACCGAGGCCUCCCGCUUCCACUUCAUCGGUGAGAACGGCCUCCUUAUCUACAGCGUGGCUCCAGAGGAUCAAGGCAACUACGAGUGCUGGUCCGUGGAAUGGGCCCCUGCUGCUGGAAAGAACUUCACCCGCCUUCUGGCUGCAUACGUCCUGUCUCUGGAUCUCCCCCCCAGACCCCCUCACCAGGCGGGUCAUGUGACCACCACCCUUGGCAACCAGGAGUCAUCUAGCACACACACAGCUGAAGGUAAUGGUAAGACUGACAGAGCCCCACUAACUUCAGCCCUCGUCCCCCCCAGCUUCACAUCCACAGUCCAACUCACCUCCCCUCCCCAGACUGACUCAUCACUAACCCCGCCCCCCAGCAGCACAAUCAAGCUCCAGCCAAAGCAGCAUCUCCCUCACAGCUCCAACGCCCCCCGGCCUGACAGUCUGGACCCAUCGGCUGAAUAUUUAGAGCACAACAACAGCACUGCUCUCCUCUUUCUCUUCCUACUGUUUUUCCUCCUCUUCCUGGCCGCACUUGCAUACAACUGCUACAUGCAGUACCUUCCGGCGCCCUGCCUGCGCAUGCGAGCCGCCCUGCUGGGCAGCCACAAGAGCGCUCAUCAGCCGGAGUAUCUCUCCUGUGAGGCGGGGCUCAUGGAAGCAUCUGCAACCGACAAAAUAAACAUGACUGAGCAACCCACGCAGAACGGCAGCCAGACCUCACAGAAUCUGCGUGCGCUCCGAGACACAGGCUACGAAACGGAGCCAGAGUGCGGCAACGGUCAGAUCCCGUCACACAGUUUUGGAGGUGACAGCCCGUCUCAGGAGAAACCCUUUGAUGUGGACUGUGAAUCUCAGCCCAUUCAGUUUGCGGACGCAGAUGAACCUUACUGCUAGCCUGGAGCUUCUUAUCCUCUUUGCACAGAUACUGUUUGAUGGAGGGUCAGGCUUCUGCUUCACCUUCACACAAAGUAUAAAUCAAGGUUUCCUUUAAGCUAAGCAUGUUUGGUGUCACAUGAAGUAAAGUCAGGUGUUGUGUUCCUGCUGUCUGCUUUAGUGCUUACUAUCAUGAGGCGGAAACUGUUCUGACAGAAGCUGCACCCUCUCAGCUGAGUCCAGCAAGAAAAGCUAUGUCUUAAAAUUCCAAAUUGGAAACAUUAUUUACCAAAUUGGUAAGUUACCUUGAUGUUUUCCAAAUUGGAUUUCUGUUUUUGUACAGCAUAGAUGAAAAACGAUAAGCUUUGUUUCUACCUUUUUUUUUUUUUUUUUUUUCAAAGCAGUGUGUGAGCUUUUGGACUCGAGUAAAUGCUUCAACGUAACUAAUUUCUCAGGGAAGAUUUGCUCACUUUAACCUGGCUUUGUUGUGCAGUGUUGCCGUCUGCAGCACCUGAUAUGUAGGCCUUAAUCUCACCCUGUGAGGUGAUGAAGCAGGUCUGAAGUAGAGAAGAAGAGGACGACUUUGCGUAAAAGAAAAAAGCUGGAAUAACUCAACCACUGUCUUGUAUAGAGAUGUCUUUGAAACCCUGUGUUUUAUUCUCCCUCUGUGUGAAGUCGACUACAUGAUGCUGAUGCUCCUGUGUAUUAACCCUGUACCAGUCCUCCUGCCUUCUGUGGUCUGUUUAUGACGUGAAUAUGUUCAGAAUGACGUGAUGCUCGGUCAUAUCGAUGAUCUUUUAUUCUUUUUCUAAAACAGCCCUGGAAACAAUCUGAACUUGUUUUAUUAAUGUUAUUAAACUUUCAUUUUUAGAAGCUAUUAUUUAAAGAUGACUCACAUCUGUGGUAAUAUUUUUAUUCUGUAAGUAGAUGCUCAGUCGUUUUAUUGUUUUGUAUUUAUUGCAGCAGGUUUGUUUUUUAUAUCCUAGGCUUCAUUCUUUCGUCUGCAUUGCAUGUCAUCUCUUGCCUAGAGUCCCUUUUUCCUUCAACCACUCUCUUUUUCCAUCACUCCCUCCCUCACAGCCUCCUCUCCUGUCGACACUUCACCUUCCCUGUCCUCCACUGGAAGUAGCACCCCCUCUGCACUUCCUUCUUCCACUUCCUCUUCUUCCUCCUCCUCCUCCUCUUCUUCCUCCACUAAGCCCCACAAUGUGGAGGCUCGUGAGGCAGAGGUGAGACUGUUACCCCCUCUGCUGAAGGACCAGGCCUGGGGGGUUCACGCCCAGGAGGCCUUCCUGCUCUUCUGCCUGGCCUUGGGUGAGUGGUACCUGUGACACCGAGUCCUGAACGUGACCUUUCCCUCAUGCUUGGUUUGGAAACCUUCUCCUCUCACUUUCUUUUAACUCUCUCCUUUCUCUCUGCCAUGAUUCUCACUCAUCCCUCCUGUUUCUACACCUUGCAUGUUACCAUUUCUUUAAAAACUAACCAGGGUUGUGUUUGUGUUCUUGAUUGUUUUUUUAAAACCAACCUGCUCGGGCUUGUGGAGAACAGUCAAUCUUAAAUUCUGGUGUGUCGUAAGAUGCCUGCAUAAUGGGUGAAUGUUUUAAAAAACAAACCUGGGAUUAAACUUUCAACCUCUCAGUCUAAAAAUUUUCAAUCCUCUGUUAUGAAAGGUCCAGUUUCUGUGUAUAAUACUGUAUAACAGCACCCUGACUUGAAAAUAUAAAUAUUAAAGUGGAUCCUUUUUAUCCACUGUGUUAAAAAAUCUCUCCUCAGAACAAAUUAUUCUACACUCAGAUGUCUUACACUUCAAUACUUUAUCUGGUUAAUUUUUCUGUGCCUGUAAACAAGUGUAGAUAUAUCUGUAUAUAUGGAAAAGGUGGAAGUUGUAUAUAAUGCUAAGGAACAAUUUGGGACUGUUGCUAUUGGUAGGGAGGCUAAAUAAAUCUUGUGAAAUGUUUUCAAUA
Notolabrus celidotus (New Zealand spotty) is the source of this 5003-nucleotide messenger RNA. RefSeq names its product sema domain, immunoglobulin domain (Ig), transmembrane domain (TM) and short cytoplasmic domain, (semaphorin) 4D (gene sema4d). Gene Ontology annotation, molecular function: semaphorin receptor binding; chemorepellent activity. The record is from RefSeq and is a predicted model, not a curated record. Gene Ontology annotation, biological process: negative chemotaxis; negative regulation of axon extension involved in axon guidance; positive regulation of GTPase activity. The transcript is spliced from 17 exons. The coding region runs from base 394 to 3060 and encodes 888 amino acids. NCBI's taxonomy places the organism in Eukaryota, Metazoa, Chordata, Actinopteri, Labriformes, Labridae.